GCAUCCUCGAGACCAUCAGUGCAUGCAUGGAACAAAAGUAACCUCAGAGUCACCAUGACGCACUUCUAGGAUAACUUGUUAUACGCGGCACCGACAGCUUCCCGUCCAGGACUUUCUCUUUACCGAGCAGUUUUCACUUUUACCACUUUCCCGUCGCCCUCCGGUGUGAUGCCCGCCGGGAUGUUCAGCAUAGACAGCAUCCUGUCCGGCCGGCCGAGCUGCAAGGAGCCGCUGCUGCUGCACCGGAGCGGCCCGGUGGUACUGUCCGGCCUCACGGACUCCAUCUACACCGACUACAACGGACUGUACUCGGCCACAUGCGGGCCGUCUCCCCCCGGAGUUCAGACUAUGAACGGGACCAGGAUAGGAUAUAACGGCUACUACUACGGACAGCUCCACGUGCAGGGGGCCGGGGGGGGGCCGCCGUGCUGCGGCUCUGUGUCCGGCCUCAGCCCGCAGCAGUGUCCCUGCAUCCCGCCAGGCUACGACAGCCCGGGCUCGGUGCUGAUCUCUCCGGUGCCGCACCAGAUGAUGUCCUACAUGAACAUGGGCAGCCUCUCGCGCACCGAGCUGCAGCUCCUCAACCAGCUGCACUGCCGCCGGAAGCGGAGGCACCGCACCAUCUUCACGGACGAGCAGCUGGAGGCUCUGGAGGGCCUCUUCCAGGAGACCAAGUACCCGGACGUGGGCACCCGGGAGCAGCUGGCCCGCAAGGUCCACCUCCGGGAGGAGAAGGUGGAGGUUUGGUUCAAAAACCGGCGCGCGAAGUGGAGGAGGCAGAAACGGUCUUCAUCAGAGGAGUCAGAGAGCUCUCAGAAAUGGAACAAAUCCUCCAAAACCUCCGCGGAGAAACCGGAGGAGAAAAGCGAGGGGGACUCUGACAGCUGAGGACCCUAAGAGUGUACAGGGGGGGGGGCAUGCCGCGGGUUAUGUUGCGAUGUUGCACAGCUGUAAAUAUCUACGUUUUAUUAUUGAUCCUGUGUCCGCUAUUUAUAUUUAAUUUAAGUUUUGUAAUGAAGGUUACGCUGGCUGGGGGGGAGGGGGAGGGGGGGGCGCAUGUCUGAAUAUAUGGUGAUGUUAUAUGUGUAUAUUAAAUGUUGUAUUUCCGGUAUUCUCUCCGUUGUGACAUUAUUCACUGCCGCAGGGGAACAGACUGUAAAACACAGCUGGGUGAAAUAUCAUCUUAUUUAGCAAAAAUAGCAAAGCUACGUAAAAGGAUGAAGAGCAUUCAUUACAAUAUAAAUGAAAUGUCAUCAA
Gymnodraco acuticeps is the source of this 1257-nucleotide messenger RNA. It is a transcript of the gene gsc, whose product is annotated as goosecoid. The record is from RefSeq and is a predicted model, not a curated record. Gene Ontology annotation, biological process: regulation of transcription by RNA polymerase II. Gene Ontology annotation, molecular function: RNA polymerase II cis-regulatory region sequence-specific DNA binding; DNA-binding transcription factor activity, RNA polymerase II-specific. The transcript is spliced from 3 exons. NCBI's taxonomy places the organism in Eukaryota, Metazoa, Chordata, Actinopteri, Perciformes, Bathydraconidae. The coding region runs from base 169 to 888 and encodes 239 amino acids. Gene Ontology annotation, cellular component: nucleus.